This is a messenger RNA of Zychaea mexicana, 521 nucleotides long. RefSeq lists its product as uncharacterized. The transcript has a single exon. Lineage: Eukaryota; Fungi; Mucoromycota; Mucoromycetes; Mucorales; Lichtheimiaceae. Gene Ontology annotation, biological process: autophagosome assembly; protein folding in endoplasmic reticulum. The record is from RefSeq and is a predicted model, not a curated record. Gene Ontology annotation, cellular component: membrane; EMC complex; endoplasmic reticulum. The coding region runs from base 102 to 449 and encodes 115 amino acids.
CGCUGACCCGCUCUGGGAUUUUAAUCCAUUGGAGUGCGCGUUGGGUUAUAUCAUAUUGACGAGCAUCACCACAUCACUCUUAAUCAACACACACGAACAUAAUGAAUAAUCCCAACGCCAAUCCACCUAAUCAAAACGCACACAAAUUCUUCCAACCGCAUGUCGUUCACAACAACAAACAAUUACAGUUCAUUCGCUCAUGCUUUGCCGCCAUUGCUGGAUCUGCUGCAGGCAUUCUCGGCUUAACAAACUGGUCUGGGUUCCUGUUUUACGCCCUCAGCUGGUCAACACUCGCCGUUCUUUUAGUCGUGUUUAAAUGUCACCAUCAGCCUGGAAAUUACUUUAUACACGGCGUACGAGAUCUGGUCGUCGACGGCGCAAUCAACGGCCUAUUAUCUUAUAUCUUGUUUCAUACCUUUCUUUAUGGCCUCGUUCAUUUGUAUCAAUAGUAGCAGCAAUAAUAAUAUAAACGCUUAUUCUGAUGUCUGGUGUUGUUUAGUAAGUGUAUCUGUACAUAUAUA